Molecule: messenger RNA, 4056 nt
Organism: Echinops telfairi (small Madagascar hedgehog)
Lineage: Eukaryota; Metazoa; Chordata; Mammalia; Afrosoricida; Tenrecidae
Gene: CNTN2
Product: contactin 2
Exons: 22
Coding region: 127-3129 (1000 amino acids)
Molecular function (GO): protein binding
Source: RefSeq, a predicted model, not a curated record
CCACCCGGCUUAGCCUCACCCACUCGGGCAGCGCCCAGCUGCCCCGGCCGACACCCUUCUUCCAGCCCAGGUCCUCCUCCACCGGGCUCCUGUCCUCCACUCCCCGCCUCUCCCUGGCUGCCCACCAUGGAGACCCCUGCCCAGAGGAGGCCCCCACCGCCACCGCUGCUGCUGCUGGCUGCUGCCGCCCUUCUUGUCCCUGCAGCGUGGAGUUCUGCCCAGGGACCCCCAGCCACCUUUGGGCCCAUCUUUGAAGACCAGCCGCUGGGUCUGCUCUUCCCAGAGGAAUCUACAGAGGAGAAGGUGACGCUGGCAUGCCGUGCCCGGGCCAGCCCCCCGGCCACCUACCGGUGGAAGAUGAACGGCACAGAGAUGAAGCUGGAGCCAGGGUCCCGGCACCAGCUGGUGGGGGGCAACCUGGUCAUCAUGAGCCCCACCAAGGCCCAGGACGCCGGCGUCUACCAGUGCCUGGCAUCCAACCCCGUGGGCACCGUCGUCAGCAGGGAGGCUGUCCUCCGCUUCGGCUUUCUGCAGGAAUUCUCCAAGGAGGAGCGUGACCCAGUGAGAACCCCAGAAGGCCGAGGGGUGAUGCUGCCCUGUAACCCACCUGCCCACUACCCAGGCUUGUCCUACCGCUGGCUCCUCAACGAGUUCCCCAACUUCAUCCCGACGGACGGGCGGCACUUCGUGUCUCAGACCACAGGGAACUUGUACAUCGCCCGGACCAACGCCUCCGACCUGGGCAACUACUCCUGCCUGGCCACCAGCCACAUGGACUUCUCCACCAAGAGCGUCUUCAGCAAGUUCGCGCAGCUCAACCUGGCCACCCAAGAUGCCCGGCAUUUUGCGCCCAGCAUCAAGGCCCGGUUCCCGCCCGAGACCUAUGCGCUGGUGGGGCAGCAGGUCACCCUGGAGUGCUUCGCCUUUGGGAACCCUGUGCCUUGGAUCAAGUGGCGCAAAGUGGACGGCUCCUUGUCGCCGCAGUGGACCACGGCCGGGCCCACGCUGCACAUCCCCAGCGUCAGCUUCGAGGACGAGGGUGCCUACGAGUGUGAGGCGGAGAACUCUAAGGGCCGAGACACCGUCCAGGGCCGCAUCAUCGUGCAGGCGCAGCCCGAGUGGCUCAAGGUGAUCUCAGACAUGGAGGCCGACAUUGGCUCCGAUCUGGGCUGGGGCUGCGCCGCCGCAGGCAAGCCCCGGCCCACAGUGCGCUGGCUGCGGAACGGGGAACCCCUGGCCUCCCAGAACCGGGUAGAGGUGUUGGCCGGGGACCUGCGGUUCUCCAAGCUGAGCCUGGGGGACUCGGGCAUGUACCAGUGUGUGGCUGAGAACAAGCAUGGAACCAUCUAUGCCAGUGCCGAGCUGGCCGUGCAAGCACUGGCCCCCGAUUUCAGACUGAACCCCGUAAGGCGGCUGAUCCCCGCGGCACGGGGCGGCGAGGUCUCUAUGCCCUGCCAGCCACGGGCUGCCCCCAAGGCUGCCGUGCUCUGGAGCAAAGGCACAGAGAUCCUGGUCAACAGCAGCAGGGUGACAGUGACUGCAGAUGGCACCUUGGUCAUCAGAAACAUCAGUCGGUCUGAUGAAGGCAAAUACAUCUGCUUCGCUGAGAAUUUCAUGGGCAAGGCCAACAGCACCGGCAUCCUCUCUGUGCGGGAUGCGACCAAAAUCACUCUUGCCCCCUCGAGUGCCGACAUCAACCUGGGGGGGAACCUGACCCUGCAGUGCCACGCCUCGCAUGACCCCACCAUGGAUCUCACCUUCACCUGGUCACUGGAUGACUUCCCCAUCAACUUUGAUAAGCCCGGGGGCCACUACCGGAGAGCCAGUCCCCCAGGCCCCCCGGGCGGCGUGGUGGUGAGGGACAUCACUGACACCACCGUCCAGCUCAGCUGGAGCCGUGGCUUCGACAACCACAGCCCCAUUGCCAAGUACACCCUGCAAGUGCGCACUCCACCUGCAGGGAAAUGGAAGCAGGUUCGGACCAGCCCUGCCAACAUUGAGGGCAAUGCCGAGACAGCCCAGGUGCUAGGUCUCACGCCCUGGAUGGACUAUGAGUUCCGCGUGGUGGCCAGCAACAUCCUGGGCACCGGCGAGCCCAGUGGGCCCUCCAGCAAAAUCCGGACCAAGGAAGCAGCCCCCUCGGUGGCCCCCUCGGGACUCAGCGGAGGCGGUGGAGCCCCCGGAGAACUCAUCAUUAACUGGACGCCCCUGUCGCGGGAGUACCAGAACGGAGACGGCUUCGGCUACCUGCUGUCCUUCCGCAGGCAGGGCAGCGCUGGCUGGCAGACCGCCCAGGUGCCCGGCGCCGACGCCCAGCACUUCGUCUACAGCAACGCCAGCGUCCAGCCCUACACGCCCUUCCAGGUCAAGAUCCGUUGCUACAACCGCCGCGGGCAGGGGCCCGAGAGCCUCACCGCGCUGGUGCACUCGGCAGAGGAAGAGCCCAGGGUGGCCCCUGCCAAGGUCUGGGCCAAGGGGAUCUCGUCCUCAGAGAUGAACGUGACCUGGGAGCCGGUGCAGCAGGACAUGAACGGUGUCCUCCUGGGGUAUGAGAUCCGCUACUGGAAAGUUGGAGACAAAGAAGCAGCCGCUGACCGAGUAAGGACCGCAGGGCUGGACACCAGUGCCCGAGUUGCUGGCCUGCACGCCAACACCAAAUACCAAGUGACUGUGCGGGCCUACAACCGGGCUGGCACUGGGCCUGCCAGCCCCUCGGACAGCGCAGUGACCAUGAAGUCCCCUCCGCAGCGACCACCCAGCAACAUCUCCUGGACCCUGUCAAGCUCCAGACUGAGCAUUAAGUGGGACCCAGUGGUCCCGCUCCGAAAUGAGUCAGCAGUCACUGGCUAUAAGAUGCUGUACCAGAACGACAAACACCAGGCGCCCACGCUCCACCUGGCCACCAAGAACUGGAUCGAAAUCGCCGUCCCUGAGGACACUGGCCGGGCCCAGGUGCAGAUCCGGACCACGGGGCCUGGAGGGGACGGGAUCCCGGCCUCCAUCUACAUCAUGAAGAACGGAGACACAAGCAUGAUGGUGGAGGACUCGGCCGUCAGUCCCACGGCCCCUGGCGCCCUCUUCUCCGGCUCUGUGGCGGUGCUGAUCGUCCUGGGCUUCCUGGCACUCUGAUCUUGGCCCCCUCCCUCUCCCCCCGAGCUGGAUGCCCACCUCCAUGGACAGACACAACUCCAGCUGGCCCUGGCCCCUUCCAGCCGCCAAGGCAGCCCAGCACUGUGUCCUAGAGCAGCUGGCUUAAAGCACCGACCUUCAGUCGUGCCCCUGUGUGUAGGAGGUAGGGAUUUGCAAAUUCUGCCACAGGACAGGACACCCCUCGUGAGGAAUUUUUUUAGUGACUUCCAUGCUAACGGUGGCCUCCUGGGCAGGCUCUCAGCAGUGCCUGGGGGAAGGAAGAGGCCCAGGGGGAGAAGGGGCUUUGAUAAACACAACCUUCAGUCAGCAGAGAUGGCACCCAGGGCUCCGGUCUGGAUCCUGUCCCUCAGAGCAGCGGCCUGGCCCCACAGGAACGUGCUGUCAGCGGACUCUGUGACCAAGCAUUCUCCUUUCUCCUCGAGAGGGCUGGCAUGACUGGACCCUGGCAUUGACCUCCAAGACUCUGCUGCAGCGCUGGAGCUCCAGCCAGGUGUCUGCAGCCAGGAGCCAAGGCCUUCAGCCUCGGGGGAGGGACCUCCAGACUGAGGGGGUGGGGGGCGGAGCGGCUGAGACACCUGGGGACAGUGACGAGGCUUCUUCAGCCAACACUGCCAACCCGACCCUGUCAGCCCCAGUGAUAGAAGCCACUACGGGUGACUGGAUGACUCAAGGGCUCUGUCUUGGGGAGGCCCCCCCACCCCAAGACCCAUUCCACAUAGCCUCGCCUCCCAGGGUUUGGGCAGCACAUACAGGGAGACAGGAGGCUGCUCGUCAUGCCCUGCCCUCCCCCCUGCAGUCACCGACCCACCUGCAAGUCCCAGAGCCCAAUCAGACUGCUCCUGUGUGUGUCUCCAGAAGGGCAGGGGUUAAUAAACAGGACGUGCUCCCUUGCACUCCAAGCCGGAA